AUGAAUACAACAAACAUAACCUUCGAUCAAAACUAUGAGGUUACAUGGGGUGAUAAUCAUGUUUUGUCCUUAAACCAAGGAAAAGAAAUUCAGCUCACAAUGGAUAACUCUUCAGGAUCAGGUUUUGGAUCCAAGAUGACAUAUGGGUCAGGACUAUUCCAUUUGAGGAUCAAAGUACCCAACAGAAAUUCUGCUGGAGUUGUCACAGCUUAUUAUUUAACUUCACAAGGAAGUAGGCAUGACGAGUUAGACUUUGAAUUCUUGGGUGAUAGAGAAGGAAAGUUAUACAGAUUGCAAACCAAUGUAUUUGUAGAUGGCCAAGGGAAUAGAGAGCAAAGACAUCACCUUUGGUUUGAUCCCACUGCAGAUUUUCACAGUUAUAGAAUUCUUUGGAAUCAACAUCAAAUUGUAUUUUAUGUGGAUAACAUCCCUAUCAGAGUAUACAAGAAUAAAAGUAGUAUUGGAGUGGGUUACCCAUCAAAGCCAAUGCAAAUACAAGCAACUUUAUGGGAUGGUGAUAGCUGGGCAACAAAUGGAGGCAAAACCAAAACUAAUUGGAGCUAUGCACCAUUCAAAGCAAACUUUCAAGGUUUUGAUAUUAGUGGCUGUGAAAUUCCAAGCUCAAAUAGCUCUAUCAUCCCAAAUUGUUCUUCUGAUAAGUACUGGUGGAAUACUCUAAAGUUUUGGCAGUUGGAUCCUGUAAGACAGAGACAGCAUGAAAAUAUAAAACACAAGUACAUGACCUAUGACUACUGUGCAGAUAGGAAUAGGUAUCCAGAGCUUCCCUUGGAGUGCCUUUAUUAA
Abrus precatorius (Indian licorice) is the source of this 804-nucleotide messenger RNA. RefSeq names its product xyloglucan endotransglucosylase/hydrolase protein 2-like. Gene Ontology annotation, biological process: cell wall biogenesis; xyloglucan metabolic process. Gene Ontology annotation, molecular function: xyloglucan:xyloglucosyl transferase activity; hydrolase activity, hydrolyzing O-glycosyl compounds. The coding region runs from base 1 to 804 and encodes 267 amino acids. NCBI's taxonomy places the organism in Eukaryota, Viridiplantae, Streptophyta, Magnoliopsida, Fabales, Fabaceae. The transcript is spliced from 4 exons. Gene Ontology annotation, cellular component: apoplast; cell wall. The record is from RefSeq and is a predicted model, not a curated record.